AUUUUAGUUGUUGGAGGAGGGAGAUAAUAUGAAAAUGGAAUGCGCAUGCUAAAGAAGGAGAGAGAAAGGGAGGAGAGGGAUAGGAAAGGAUUGGUGGGAAAUAAAUUGGAAAAAACGCACUAACUUGCUACUGAGCAAUUCUUGAAAAGAAAGUGCAACAAUAAGGAAUCAACUAUGCUAUGAGCAGCCUAAAACUUCCCAGACCACUGUGUCCCACUCACACUUCCACUCAUCAUUGCCAUUUCCCACCAACUAUCGCCAUUUCCAUUUCCAUUCACUGUUAUAACUCUUUUCAAAUUCGCUCACUUCUUCUUUUUUCUUUCCCUUUUCUGCUGCUUCUUCCCUUUUCUUGAAAAAAAAAACACUAAUCUUUCUCUGAUGAGUUUUUGAAAAAGUGGGAUUUUUUUUGAGAUUUUUGUGGGUUUGAUCUAAUGGGGAAUUGUUGGUGUGGGUGGGAACCCUUGAUUUACAGGGUUUCUUCCAACGCAAAAUCUGAUGAUGGCCCCCCACCCCCAGUAAAGGUGAGGAAGGAUGAGAGAAAACUACCAUCAAAUCCUGAAGAAGUAGAAGACCUGCGUCGCUGCACCUCCUCCAAACCUCUAACUGUUUUCACAUUCAAGGAGCUUAAGACAAUCACCUCAAAUUUCAGACAAGAUUACAUGUUGGGAGGAGGUGGUUUUGGGAGUGUGUACAAAGGCUACAUUUCUGAAGAAAUACAAGGCCUUCAGCCCCUCACAGUUGCUGUUAAGGUUCAUGAUGGAGACAACAGCUCUCAAGGUCAUAGGGAAUGGCUGGCUGAGGUUAUCUUCUUGGGCCAGCUCUCUCAUCCAAAUCUUGUCAAGUUGAUCGGCUAUUGCUGCGAAAACGAACACCGUGUUCUCAUCUAUGAGUACAUGCCUAGAGGCAGUGUUGAAAACCAUCUCUUUUCCAGAGUGCUGCUUCCUCUGCCUUGGUCUACUAGAAUGAAGAUAGCCUUUGGUGCAGCUAAGGGGCUGGCUUUUCUGCACGAAGCAGAGAAGCCCGUCAUCUACCGCGACUUCAAGACAUCCAACAUCUUGUUGGACGAGGAAUACAACGCGAAGCUCUCUGAUUUUGGGCUUGCCAAGGACGGGCCGGAGGGGGACAAGACUCAUGUCUCCACUCGCAUAAUGGGCACGUAUGGCUACGCUGCGCCCGAGUACAUAAUGACAGGCCACCUGACUCCCAGGAGCGACGUGUACAGCUUUGGGGUCGUGCUCCUGGAGCUCGUGACGGGCAGGAAGUCCUUGGACCGGUCAAGGCCAGCACGAGAGCAGAACCUCACGGAGUGGGCUAUCCCGUUGCUCAAGGAGAAGAAGAAGGUCCUCGACAUCGUGGAUGCUAGGCUCGGGGGAGACUAUCCGGUUAAGGGUGUGCAGAAGGCAGCCAUGCUGGCUUACCACUGCCUCAACCGCAACCCAAAGGCGCGGCCGCUCAUGCGAGACAUAGUGGAUUCAUUAGAGCCUCUGCAGCUUGAGGCUGCUCACAACCUUUCCUUCACUAUAUAUAGUAGUCCCAGCUCCAAUUCUGGCUAGCUAAACUGCAUAUGUUCCUACUUUGUUGAGCUUAUUUCACACCAACAAAAUAGGCCUUGUAGGAAAUCACAAGUUUCAUACAUGCACAUACAUAAUCUUCUUCUUCUUUUGUGCUUGUCAUAUGAUUCACUGUGUUUCUGCUUUUUUGUUACAUUAUAGAUUAUAGAUUGUUCACAUAUAUAUGUAUGUGUUUGAAUGUUAUUCAACAGCUCAAAUUAUUCAA
Molecule: messenger RNA, 1776 nt
Organism: Salvia miltiorrhiza (redroot sage)
Lineage: Eukaryota; Viridiplantae; Streptophyta; Magnoliopsida; Lamiales; Lamiaceae
Product: probable serine/threonine-protein kinase PBL16
Exons: 4
Coding region: 432-1553 (373 amino acids)
Biological process (GO): protein phosphorylation
Molecular function (GO): protein kinase activity; ATP binding
Source: RefSeq, a predicted model, not a curated record